CGAGAUCAUAACUUGAACAGGACGAGCAGGCGAAUUCCAAGUUCAGUCAUUUCUCUCAGGCAUCAUUAAAUAAAUCGACUAAUUAAUUAAAGGGAAUUAAAGCUGUUAGUUAAAGUUGAAAGUUUAAUUGUUUAUUGGUAAUGGUGUAUUCAAGGUCAUCCCAGUAUUUUCUUUAGAACGGUUGAGAAACAUGGCCGAAAAAAGAAAGGAUCACUCCACAGGAGGGAGUGAUGUUGAACUAAACACUAAACGGAGACGUGUCGUCGAUGCAUUAGAAAUUGAAGAGGAAGCCUUUCUUGAACAGGAAAUGGUCAAAAAGUACCGAUCUGGUGGGGAGGGUUUGCGCACUUUUAGUGGAAACUAUAGAACUGGCGAUUUCACCAUGUUCGCCUAUCGAAUGUAUCUCCUCAAUCAUCGAAGGAGUGAUACAUUGGGAAACACUGUGAGUCUUCGCUCACGCACGAUAACCAAGCCGAGGGUGAGGGCGCAACCUUUACAAACCGUGGACAUUGAUCGGUGCUGGGGACGUUUGGAUUUUGGAUUUGAAUGUGACAAAUCUUAUGUUCUUUCGGCUUCAAGGAGAAUUCCAUCUACAGCUCGACGUUCCGAUGCCUUGCACACGUAUUACUGUGAUAGUUUUUCUAGUCUUGUCAGCUCUCCACAUUGCGAGUUCCUGCGUCCAAAUCACACCAAUGAUUUUGUAUGGAUCAAGGACCUUAAUAGUGAACAUGGGACGUUUGUCAAUGGGAAAAAAAUUACUCCAAUGACAAACUAUAAACUUGUCGAUGGUGAUAUUGUGGGGCUGGGAAUAUCUCACGAUUCUACAAAUCCACAAAUUAAUGUGACAAGUAGAGAAUAUUACAUAAUGAAAGUGAAGACUUUAGCUAAACCCCCAGAAGAAGAAGAACUGUCAGUGAGGUCUAUUAGUGUUAACACUAAUAAUGUAGGAAAUGUCCAUCAUGAUCCUAUGGGAUUUGCUUUGAACAUUGUUUUGAUUGUGGAUAAGAUUUUAGGAUAUCUCAAACUAAAAGACUUGAAAAAUUGUCGGUUAUUGAAUAGUUUCUGGAAAUCAAGAACUGACAUCAGGAUGGUAUCUCUUACACAUCUAAAGUUUGAAUUUACAUAUCAUCCGCGUCACCUGUCGCUGUCGGAAGUAAAGUGGAGCGACUCAUUUCAGGAAAAAGUAGCACUAAUCAAAAAGUACAAUAUUUCCAGCUUCGAGAUUGACGUGACAAACAACUCUCCAGUUGGGACUCCAAGGCAAUUUUAUUCAGACAUAACUUGGCUUCUGAAUAACAUGGGACAUGUGAUCAAAGACUUGAUUCUUUCCAUGUCAGUGAUUCAUGAUCGAGAUGGGAGUGGAUUUAAGAGGAUUUUUUCGCAGCUUGUCAACGUUGAAAAUUUAGACUUGAGCAUUGACAUUAACACAUCAUUUUAUCCCAACAUGGGAAGUGCAUUAUGUCUUCCGUCGGUGAAAAGGCUGGCCCUCUGGGUUCAUGAUGUUGAAGGAGAUGACGAAAUGAGAGAUCCUUUGAAAAACCAUAUAAUUUCAGAGAUUGCGAAACUGUUUCCAAAUUUGCAAGGCAUAAAUGUGAAAACGGGUCUCUUACAAAAUUUCUUACAAUAUCUUCAAACUAAUCGGGAGACGUGGAAAAACCUUACAGAAAUUUCUGCUGAAUUCGAGCUGUAUGGCGAUUCAGAGGACCCAAUUGUAUCAUUCACAACCAUUAAAACCCUUCCACAGACAUUGCACAAACUUCAAUUAGAUGACAUUCCAGCUUUGACAGCUCUGGGAGUCACCGCUUUUGAGCAAAUGUUGAACAAACAUUCCGCUACUUUGGAAUUUUUGUGUCUCAAAUUUGCCGAAAGUGGGACAGAGGAUUCCCAGAUAGUACUCAAUUUGCCAAGUUUCCCUAGGUUGACAUCUUUUGAAAUUAUUAUAUAUGUCGAUGAUGAAGACCUUUACCUGAAACUACGAUUCCCUUCUGGACAUAUUUCGUACGAAAAAGACUUUCCAAAAAUUAAAUAUUUGAGUUUACUCCCUGGCGAUUCAAUUUCUGACGACGAGUCUGACGCUGGCACAAACCCAUCCAACGUUGAAGAAAUUCUUACAACUUUCUUACCGGAAGAGUCUUCAACGGUAUGCAGCACCAUGAGAUGGGUGGACUUUAACUUGGACAAGGAUAUUUUAAAAAAGAAUCACCAAAGUCAUCAAUGGUACAGAAACUUUCUUUGUCGAUUCCAGAAAAUAUUUCCUCAUGUUCACCAUCCGGAAGUUAUUCGAGGAUUGCAAUCCUUUAAAACUGAUUAAACGUUGUAUAAACAUUAAUGCCAGUGUUAAAUUUUAUUCAUACAAGAUAUCUAAUACAUGAGUUGUCCUAUGCACAUGAAUGUAAAAUUAUUAUAUAAUAAUUCCCAAUAAGCAUGAAAUGUUAGUGGGUCCUACAGACAUAUGUACAUAUGUACCAUGUAUUAUAAAUAUGCUAAAUAAAUAAAACUUUUAAAAUGACUC
Folsomia candida is the source of this 2512-nucleotide messenger RNA. RefSeq lists its product as uncharacterized. The record is from RefSeq and is a predicted model, not a curated record. The transcript has 6 exons. NCBI's taxonomy places the organism in Eukaryota, Metazoa, Arthropoda, Collembola, Entomobryomorpha, Isotomidae. Gene Ontology annotation, molecular function: protein binding. The coding region runs from base 191 to 2311 and encodes 706 amino acids.